UCAGAGCGCACCGUAGAAACAGGAAGCACUAGAAAAGCUACAGCAAAACAAAAACACAGUGGAACGAAAUCAUCUCAAAAUCAUUGUGACUUAAAAUGGACAGUGAAAACCCAAAGCCAAUGAGUAACGAUUCACGCUGCGUAUUUUUUAAUACAGAUUCAGAAGACUAUCGAUGCGUGGUGAUUUUAACAGUAAAAAGGGCCACAGGAACCUUCUCCUUAGUAGGAUGCAUUUUCAUGCUGUUAGUGAUCUGGCUGCUUCGCAGGUAUCAUUCUUUGGCUCAGAAGAUGAUUCUCAGCCUGACUGUAGCUGCCUUCUUUGACAGCGUAGCAUAUGUCAUGGGUGAGUCACAUCCGGAGGGAUCGCUUUGUGACUUCCAGGCCUGGUGGCUAACGUACUUUGACUGGAGUGCCUUGGCCUGGGUUUGCCUCAUCACCCUGAACCUGUACCUCAACCUUGUCAGAGAAGUAAGCACCAACAGAUAUGAGAAGUUGUACCAUCUGAUGGCGUGGGGGGUGCCUCUGGUCAUGGCCUCUUUGCCGCUGCUAAAGGGUUACUAUGGCCCCGCAGGAGCCUGGUGCUGGAUCACAGACGAUCACGUAGCCUGGAGAUUUGGGAUAUGGUACGUGCCUCUGUUCAGCCUCAUCUUCCUGAUGAUCUGCUGCUACGCCAGGAUCAUCUGCGUGGCCAAUGAGAGGAUGCAGUCAUGGUUGGGAACCUUCAACCCAGAGAGAGAGAGACGAAAGGUUUCCUUGGCUGAAGAGAUCAAGCCGUUGAAGUGGUAUCCCUCCGUUUACCUGCUGGUGUCUAUCUUUCCCCUCAUCAACAGGCUCCAUAAUGCCUUCUACCCACAGGAUCCAUCCUUCCCUCUCACCCUGUUGCACGUCCUGUCAGCACCACUCCACGGCUUGGCCAACGCCUUUGUCUUUGGCCUGGAUAGGGAUUGGUGGAGCCUACUGAGCCCUACUGGCAUGCAGCUGGCUCUGCAGUCACGGCUGUGUGACAGGACUCGGAUCGGAGAGUACCACCCCGGGGCGGUGCGCUACACACAGGCUGACCUGGCCGACCUCAGCGAUGACGACGACGAUGACACCAACGUGCUCUUCUACUCUCCUGACAUGACCCUGAAAGACCGAGGGCCCUGAGAGAGAACUGGAGAGAGGGAGAGACAGAGAGGACAAAAGAGCUGGAGGAAAGGAGCACGAAGGGGGGUCACAGCAAGGGAGGAACGCAGCGGAUUAGAAACUGAGAAGGAGGAAGAAGAGGUAGGGAGGGAAUGGAAGGGAAGAUUGGGGGGACAGUCAGGCAGAUAGAAGCCGGAGAUGAGCUGUCAGGUUCCAUUAUUAAUCCCCAUCCUUUACUAUUUAAUAUCCUAAAGACACACACACACAUACUGAGCAGAGCUGCAGCUCCCUGCAAUACUACAGUACCAUCAGAGAGGAGCGAGAGAAGAGCAGAUCUAAAGAUCCUCCUAAUGUUAAAGACAUCUGCUGCAUCCCAAAGGUCUUUAAACGAUUUCCCUCUCUGCACCGCCUUCUUGACUCCGGCAUUCUGCAGUGUUUUUGGCAUACCACAAAUAAAAAAAAAAAUAAAAAAAAGCAUAAAGGACUGCUGAAAGGCAAUCAUAACAAGGUGUUAGUUUAGCAUUCACAGCAAUUACCUUUUCACUUCUCUGCAGGGGAUGAGGUGAAAAGCAGGCCUUUUAAAAAGCACCCUGUGUGUCAGUCGUGAAAGCGUCUGCAUCCACGCUGAGAUUGAUCUGGGUACUGAAUGGUUUUCUAUCCAAUAGGGGGGAGGUGGGGUGCAGUGGAAAUACAGGAGGGGGUUCUGAAAUGGUCACUAGGCAAAUAAGUCCCAAAGGGUGAGUGUUACUGGCAGGGAGACUCUCCUUCCACAGACAGUAUUUGUUUUCUGUUGUUUCUCUUUGCAUAUGACAUUACUGUUGUUGCAACUUUCGCACAAGUAUUCCUUUGAAGGAUUGUUUUUGUAUUUUUUAUGAAAUACUGCAUUUAUUUGUUUUACUGUAUUUAUAACAGAUCAAUGUACUGUAUAUAUUUAAGUGUACACACUAUUUUUGUACGUGCCUUGGACUGGAAUGUGAAGAAAAUGCUUCUCUUGGUCCAAACCUGCUGCUCUCACGUGACAGUCGAACACAACCUGAUUCAGUACAUAUAUAGCCUUAUGAACAACUUUAAAAAAUAAAUAAAUAAAUAAACAUGUUAUUGGUCAAACAUACUCCCGCACACACACAGACAUAUACACACACACAUGCUUUCUCUAAGGUGGCUGUCAAAGCAGGUUGGAAAAGAUGACACACUCACAGCACCCACGGCAUAGCAACAGCCUUCGAUGGUUCAUCAUCUCAUGGCCAUUGUCAGAGGCGCUGAGGGGACAUAGCUGUGGUGUGAUUGGCAGGAUAAUAGAGUCACUUUAUAUUCAACCUCACCCCAUUUGGUUUUUCCUCAUAUCUAGGUGGUUUCAUCACUGUCUGCGCGUGUCGCAGGCUGUCAGCUGCCUCUCUGACAAGUUGAACUAAUGAACCGACACUUGACCCUUUUUACCCUUGAGUUGUUGAACUUUUCUGCUGGGAGUCAAUGACACAAGAGUGCAACUUUAGUUUGCAGGUCACAGAGCCCCACCACUGUAUUACACACACACACACACACACGCACACACAAACGCACAUUGUGCCCCUACCCCUGUUUUGGCACUGUUGCUGGUUUUACUUGACUGUGCACUCCAUCAAAUAAAUGAGCAGGUGAGACAUUUCAUAACAAA
Messenger RNA from Dicentrarchus labrax (European seabass), 2778 nucleotides. Its product is annotated as cyclic AMP receptor-like protein A. Gene Ontology annotation, molecular function: cAMP binding; G protein-coupled receptor activity. The coding region runs from base 96 to 1145 and encodes 349 amino acids. The transcript has 13 exons. Lineage: Eukaryota; Metazoa; Chordata; Actinopteri; Moronidae. The record is from RefSeq and is a predicted model, not a curated record. Gene Ontology annotation, cellular component: plasma membrane. Gene Ontology annotation, biological process: adenylate cyclase-activating G protein-coupled receptor signaling pathway; cell surface receptor signaling pathway.